Molecule: messenger RNA, 1436 nt
Organism: Eurytemora carolleeae
Lineage: Eukaryota; Metazoa; Arthropoda; Copepoda; Calanoida; Temoridae
Exons: 19
Coding region: 75-1304 (409 amino acids)
Source: RefSeq, a predicted model, not a curated record
AGAAAUCCAUGCAGGGAACAAGUACCACGUGGGAUAUUUAAAAAAAGUUAGAUACGAUCCUUCAGAGGUGAAGGAUGCUUGUUAAAAUUACAAUUCUAGUUCUGUUCUCUAUUCUGGAUGUGAAAUGCAAUCUGGUGAAAAAGAAUAUUGUUUUCAAGAAACCAAAUCUUCAUCUGUUCACAGUUAUCAAGUUCCACAACGAUCCCUGUCAAGCGGUAUCCGGACUGAAUGGAAUCUGCUUUACAAGCUCUGAAUGUGAGAAGAAAGGUGGAAGAGCAUCUGGGGACUGCGCCAUGGGGUUUGGAGUGUGUUGUAUCGUGGAGAAGUCCUGUGGUUCUCAGAUAAAUCAGAAUCUAACCUACUUCAACUUUAACUCUUCAAUUUCAGACAGUUUCUGUAAGAUUACCAUUUGCCCACUUGACAGCAACGUUUGCAGGCUCAGACUAGACUUUGAGGAUUUUACCCUUGCUGGACCAUUGGAGGAUACUGCAGCUGAUGUGGCAGAUACAGCUGUUAAAACACUCCAUUCAAUUAUUGGUGAAUGUAUCGAGGAUACUUUUAUUGUAAAAGCUGCUGAAGGACCUUCACCUCCUGCCAUUUGUGGAACUAAUACAGGACAGCACAUGUACACCAGUUUAAGAGGUGGUUGUGCUACUAUAUCAGUUAAUCUAGGAGAAUCAACAAUUGAAAGAAAUUUAGUUGUAAGAACGACCCAGAUACCCUGCACUUCAGAACCAUUGUCUGAUUGUCUUCAGUAUUUCACAGGAACAUCUGGUAAUAUCAAGUCAUUUAACAAUGGUGGCACUGGGACACACUUAACCAACCAGAAAUACACCGCCUGCAUCAGAAGGGAGCGUGGUUACUGCUCUAUAUGUUGGUCUUCAACUAGUUUCCAGAUGAGCCUGCAAACAGCAGAUAAUGGAGAUACUGGAAACAAAGGAAUGUCAGAGUAUGAUCUAGACUGUGGAAGGACAUUCAUCCCUGAUGCUGCGACUAUGCCAACUUAUGCUGGAUUUGGAGAUUACGUUGAAAUACCCCAGGGUAGAUGUGUAGGAAGCACUGAUGAUGUUGAAUCAAUUGAUAGGUAUUGUGGAGAGGUUCUGGCAUGUUCACCUACAACAGCUGGAACAGCUACUGCAACUCCCUCUUCAGUAUGCUCUUCAGUAUACCCGUUCCAGAUUCGAGUGUUUACAGACAGUUUUGAAGAAAUAACUAAGGAGGAUGGAGUACCUGGGAGUACUGGAGUGGAUAGGAGUCCUCAGACAGGGUUUAACCUCAACUACCAACAAAUACUUUGUCAAUGAAACUAAAACAAUGUUAAAGUUGUCUAAUGUUCAUUAUUUACCAAGGAUUCUUACCUAUUCUAGAACUAUUUUUUUACAUUCUUUACCUAUUAUUUGUGCAUUAUUUAAAACUAAUGAGUUAAAUCAGUAAUA